Messenger RNA from Trifolium pratense (red clover), 1077 nucleotides. RefSeq names its product adenine phosphoribosyltransferase 1-like. The record is from RefSeq and is a predicted model, not a curated record. Lineage: Eukaryota; Viridiplantae; Streptophyta; Magnoliopsida; Fabales; Fabaceae. The transcript is spliced from 7 exons. Gene Ontology annotation, biological process: adenine salvage. Bases 91 to 855 code for a protein of 254 amino acids. Gene Ontology annotation, cellular component: cytosol; cytoplasm. Gene Ontology annotation, molecular function: adenine phosphoribosyltransferase activity.
GACAAAAAUGAAUAAAAUGGUAGUUUCCCAAUUAAUUUUUUUGGGGUGAAAUACAUUAGGAAAGUGAUGCAAUAAUCUGAGGCAUGAGAAAUGCAAUCAAGUAGUAAGUUUUUGUUGUGUUCCUCCAAUUCCAAUCCGUUAUUUGGGUCACCCUCAGCCGUCACUGCCACUCUUCUUCCCUCUUGUCUUAGAUUCCCACCACUCUCCCUAACCAUCAUCGCUAAUUCAUCCUCGAUUCGCUUCAAACCCCUCCGCUCCACUGCUUCAUCGAGUGACUCUCCGCAAUUUACAGAAAUGGCAUCAAAGGAUUCUAAAGAUCAAGACCCGCGUAUUGCCAGAAUUUCAUCUGCCAUCCGUAUCAUCCCCGAUUUUCCCAAGCCAGGGAUUAUGUUUCAAGACAUAACCACUCUGCUUCUCGAUACAAAGGCUUUCAAAGACACCAUUGACUUGUUUGUUGAGAGGUACAGAGAUCAAAACAUUUCUGUCGUCGCAGGCGUUGAAGCAAGAGGCUUUAUUUUUGGCCCACCCAUUGCGCUGGCGAUUGGAGCAAAAUUUGUACCAAUGAGGAAACCCAAAAAAUUGCCAGGAGAGGUUAUCUCAGAAGAGUACUCUUUGGAGUAUGGAACUGACAAAAUAGAAAUGCACGUAGGGGCUGUACAACCUGGUGAAAGAGCCUUGGUCAUAGAUGAUCUUAUUGCCACUGGUGGAACCUUAUGUGCUGCAAUUAAACUUCUAGAACGUGUUGGGGUGAAUGUUGUUGAGUGCGCUUGUGUGAUUGAAUUACCAGAGUUAAAGGGGAGAGAAAAGCUGGGCGGCAAGUCUUUGUUCAUCUUAGUUGAAGGAGAAGGAGCCUGAUGUUUGUUGUUGUGAUUGGUUCUAGUUAUUUGACCAUUUGAGCUGGCUCUCGUUAGGAGCAUUAUUGAUGACUUUAGAUGGGAUUUACUGCAGAAAGCUCGAGUGUUUGUGAGCUCAGUUCACAUUAAGGGCUAUUUUUAAAAUAAAAUAUUGUGUUUGUCAGGCUCGAGCAGUAUGUAACAUUAUCCUAUUUUAAUAUUGAAGACUUGUUUAUUUGUUUGC